UGCUAUACUCUCAAUGUCACUCGCGUAAACAACAUGCACACGUCAGUUUACUCACGAUUGAGAAUCUGAACAACGAGGAAUACAAGCGAGCAGUAAAAUCUGCAUGGCUUUUAUGUCUAGAGCGACUGCCUACCGUCUCGUCAGCCAAGCCGUGCAGGCUGAUGUGCGCGCAAUAUUGGCAGCUGCUGGCGAACAUAUUAACGCAAGGAAUCUUCCUGGCGUCGCUGCCACCUCCUUUCAGCCAGUGGAAGUUCGCGAACCACCUCCGAACCUUAAUUUCGCUCGGCCAAGUUGCGAGGAGCGGCAUUUGUGGCGAUGCUUUGCACAGGUUUGUAACUACUCACGCUGAAGCUCCAAGGUAUACACAGACUUGCAAACUCAAGGUUCAGCCUACAGGCCAGUAUCCACAUCUCUUGCUGAAGCUACAAGGUCACAAACGAAUACACAUGUGCUCGGUGCUUUGCACAGGUCGGAAGCUGCUGGCUCAUUCACGGAAUUGCAAACUCUGGCUGUUUUAUGUUCAGGCUCAUCAUACACACCAGUAUCCACGCCCCUUGCUGGAGCUACAAGGCCACACACGGAACCACAUGUGCUUGGUGGUUUAUGCAAGCCUGCUUCGACACAUGCUGAAGUUGCCAGCUUCACAGAGUUGCAACCUCUUGAUUCAUCGUACAGGCCGGUAUCCACAUAUUCAACUGGAGCUACAAGGUCACAAGCAGAUCCACAAGUGCUUGGUGCUACAGACGUGCUCGACUUUGACAAAAAGCUUGAGACAGACAGACAAGCUCUACAUCAGAUGGCACAUUGACUAAUGACAUCAGACACCCAGAUGCCAUCCUAAAGGAUCUCGAGAGGGCUGCCAUGACGUGGUUCCGCCAUGCUGCCGAGCGACUUGCUGCUCAACAAAUAUAAUUUUUUAAAUUUUGCUGUCAAAUAUGAUCAUGCUGAAGUCAGCUUGUUGUAGAUUAUCUGCAUGGCCUGUAUGAACAUAUUUUUUUUCACUAGUGUUUCAUCCUUUUUUGCUUUGUUUUGAAUGUUACCAUUUGCCACAUUCAAAGCCAUCAUUUUCUUAAUGUGUUGUUUCCUGUGCCUAGCUGAAAUUUUUUUUUUCCUGAAACUUAAUUUCUUUACUGGUGCACACAGCUUGCACUGCCUGCUUAACUCUCUUCUAGCAGUGUAGGAUUAAGAGUUAAGAGAGCAGAACUAAGAAUAAUUAAAUGCAUCAUUGGCGUAACUGGGAACACUGUUGUACAAUGUUUAAAAAGUGCACAGCAAUCUACACAAAAACACCUGACCAAGUAAAUACAACUUUGAAUUUUGCACUAUUAGAUGAGAGUUAAGCAGGCUGUGCACACCAGUAAAGAAAUUAGGUUCCAGGAAAUCAAAGUUUCUCUUGGGCACAGGAAACAACAGAGCAAAAGAUUAUUUUAAACUUUGUAUUAAUAGGUCCUGUGAGGAGAAUGUGACUUAAUUACAUAUGUGUUCAUCUUAUAAUGGGAAGCGGGCAAUAAAAAUUAACAUUUUCAAAGUUCAA
Messenger RNA from Dermacentor albipictus, 1534 nucleotides. RefSeq lists its product as uncharacterized. NCBI's taxonomy places the organism in Eukaryota, Metazoa, Arthropoda, Arachnida, Ixodida, Ixodidae. The record is from RefSeq and is a predicted model, not a curated record.